UCACUCAGCUCAGUGGAGGGACGAGCGCACACGUACACACGCACGCGCGGACGCGCGGACUCACUCACUCACUCACUCGUCCCGCACGCGCAGGCAGACUCCACCAAGUGAGUGAGAGAAGGAGUGGGGCAGGGAGGGGAAUACAGCAUUGCACGUACGCACGGCGGACUGAGAAAACUUCUAGGUGCAACAGAAGAGUAGGGGGAGAAAGAGAAGAAGAAAAAUUCUCAAAACAUUGGGCAGCCUCGAGCGACAUAGUAGUGAGGCUGUUGCAGCCUACGUUUUUCUGUGAUCGCCGAAAGUAAAUCGUGUCUUGGACCAGGUAAGGUACGGGCUUCAGGUACUGGUGGAUGAGUCAUUAAUAUGAAAAACUGCAGGAAGUGUGUUUGAAAUAAGAGGAUGUUGUAACGACAAAAUCUGCGUGUAUAUUUACGUGAGUGCUUAGUGAUUUCGACGUGUGUAACGCGUACCGGGGUACGUUGGAAGUGUGAGCAGCAAAAGUUUCUGCGACAUAACCUGGUUCCGCAACAAGUGCAAACAAAAACUUGUGUAAACUUUUACAUGGACUGCGAGGGACUCGUUAUUGAUUCUCCUUCAGUAUCUGGACCAAGCGCAGGGAAUUCCGCGUAAACGAACAUCACUUCUGAUAUGGAUUACUGAUGUCUACGAAGCAUGAGCUACACUGACCUCGUCUGCUCUCUGCGGGUUUGUCUACUCUAGAUGUGCAUUCGCUCGUAUUGGUCGACUCACGGAGACGCACGUGCGCAUGGAUAGUUUUGCCAAUCUACUCACACGUCAGUGCAUUUCGGAGUAGCAGAGGAAGCAGGAAGCAAGCGCGUCAUCACCCAUGGUGAACCUGGCGUAAAGGCUCAGGCUGCCCGCUAUGAGCAGGCCUGUCAGCUGUACUGGAGACCCCCAUGAUGGAUGAGAUCAGGACGGAAGUGGUUAGUGACAAGUACACGGAUGACGACAGCAGCGAUGUGGCCUCGGACAUGCAGGGCGCCAUCUUGUGGCCCAGGAGGUGACCAAAUACCGCGGCCACUACAACGUCAUCGACCAGGUGGACGUGAGCGUGGGUGUGUGGAGGGUGUGCGAGGGCAUGGACUUCGGGGACAUCACAGACUGCACCAGCAUACCUGACCUCACCUCUUACAUGAUGGCGUGCCAGUCCAUGCUGUGUCUCUGCCUCAUCUUCACCGUGUUCUCGCUCGUCUUUGGACUGUACGAGAACUGCGCGACCAGAUACGACAUGGAAGACGGAAGUGAGGCUAAGACGAAGCGGCCGGAAGUCAACGCCAUUAUUGCAGGGGUCGCCCAGCUACCCUGGUCAAGUGAUGAGCCUGUCCAGGCAGAACUCCUCACGGGAACCCAGCAUGCAGGACCGGCUGGUGAGCGCCAACAGCAGCAUCGGGCACCAGUCCCCCGUGACUCAGCACGGACACACGCUCUAUGGGGUCACGGCGGACAGUCCGGAGAACAGAGACAGACACCGCUCAGAGCUACAGCGUAGCGACUCCUUUCUGAGCUCCCACAUGUCCUCCCCUGACCUCUUCACGGCGGUCUCACAAGAUCCUUCUCUGUCCCACUCGGCAGCUCGAGGAGCUCACGCAACCGACAGAUACGACACCUACGUGAGUACGGCCGACCAAGGCAGCAGGAGACAAGCGCUAAAACAACAACUGCAGCAGGACAGAGGGGCUCAAAGACGUUCGUGGCACUUUGAUGACAGAACGGGUGCCUACAUUGUAAGUGACCUUAUCAACUCCCGACCUUGCCCUCCUGUGCCGACGUCAUCAGAAGGGAGAGGUCAGAGGUUAGAGGGGGGUCAGAAGCCUCCUGUGCCGCCACGGCGAGACAAGAUGGCUGUUUCUCAGACAAGUCCCAGUCGGGGGGCUUCCUCGCCUGCCAGUCAUGCGCUGCAAACGAUCCCUGACGAAACUGCUGACCUCAUGCUUCUUGACGACCCCGUUGUCAUAGCGCCAUCAUCCACACAAGGUUCAACGAGUGGUACAGCAACAAAUACCACAACUACAACAGUCGAUAUUAAUCUUCUCCACAGAAGAAGUACAAAUCCGUUUCUGAAUGAAGAUGACCCGGGGCCUCCAUCUCUUCAAGCACCAUCUCCGCAGGAUCUGUUACAAAGCGAAGCCAGAGGAGACUCCUGGGAGAACCAGCCGUGGCCGGACCCACCCAGUUUUAUUGAGCAUGUCGGGGAACAGCAACCCACGCCAGCUGCCUCUGAUGUCUCCGACUCAACGCCUAGAGAGAGUCCAGUGAUAGCUGGAGGCGACAACGUCCCUGAGAGCCUGCAGUACCAACCUCAGAACAAUGCCAGCAUGACGCGAAAGAAAAAGCGUGAGAGGGCUCCUCCCAUACCUUACAAUGGCAGCUCAAGUUCCUCUACAUCAGGUGGUGGAGGGGUAGCAACUGAGCCAAGACGCCAGCAGCCAAGGUCUUACAGACUAGAGGGCGUGAGUUCAGUUCCGAGGAAUUCUGCCCGUGCUCCAGCACCUGAUCCUGUUGUGCCUGUUCAAAAAGAAUACGACAAUCCUCUGUUUAAAUCCCCACAGACAGACGAUGGCAGAGGGGCGGAGUUUGUGGAUGAUUUUGCUCUUAAAAUAUGUGAUUCUACUUCGUUUGUCCAUCCGUUACCGGAUCCUCCUCCUUAUUCAGUGGUUGAUGUUAACCAUGAUGCACCACCACAGUACCGUCGUCAUAGCAGCCAUUAUUCUCGAAGCCCUGAUUACGAAAGCCACUUAGGUGAUCCUCAACCCCCGUAUCAUCAACCUGCACCACAACCGAGAGUUAUUUCCCGUGAUGGUCAAACCUACGUCAGCACGCCAAGUUAUAAUAAUAACGCAAAGCCGUCAAAGGGAGAUAAAACUAAAAGACAUUCCGCUUCUCGCGACAAAACGGGUCACAGCGACAAGAAGCACAACAACAGUGGGGGGAUCAAAUCCAGGCCUCGACAGGUCAAGCGAGAGCACCAGCAGCGACGCGGACAGCCGGAUUCCAAUGGUCAGCCACAGCAGCCAACUUCCCACCUGCCUCAAGGCUACUAUAGCUCCAACCCAGACCUAAGCAGCAAGUCUCCCAUCCUCGACCGGCGACAUCGGAGGGGCGAGAGUUACGAACAUGGGGACUACAGGUUGGCUAAUGGCAGAGCAACGCAGCCACCUGAAUACAGGGCUAGAGCCUAUGUCCCUGACUCCAACACUAAUAGCAGACAGUCGCCUUACUACGCCAACCCAAAUAGCUAUCACUGGGGAGACUCUGACCUUUGACACAAGUUCAACGUACUCUUUAUGCCGCACAGUUUUCCGUACAUUUUGAUUCAAUUUAAAAUAUAUUUAUAAACUAAGUUAACGCAGAUGUUUAACACUCCCACGAACACAAGUUAAACCAGUUAGGAGCCACUUAUAAGGAUCAACCAAGUUAAGUGGGAUACAUCCCAAAAGAGAGAAGUAGAUUACCGAUAACUUAAUUGAUUUCUAUCAAAAACUAAUAGCUAUCAAUUUUUUAAAUUUUAAAAUGGAAGACCUGUAGAUAUGCUUUGACCCUGUGUAACUCAGUAAAUGACAGGACCCCCCCCAUUUUCAGUGUACAGCCUAAAGAAGAAAAGGAUAGAUCUAGUGUUUAUAUUAUAUGUACAUGUAUAUUACAGUUUUUCGUGACGUGCAAGACAAGCCACAUUGUUAUGUAACGUAAGAAGCCUCUACUCUGUUGAUCGCCUUGCAUUUUAAGACUUUUGUAACGUCUUGACAUGGUCUUCUUAUCCCCCCCCCCCUCCCGAUUUCAGAAUAUUAUAUAUGAAUGUGUACAAAGUGAGUAAUGAUAGUCCUAAAGAUAGUUGUAAGGCACAACGUAAAAGAAUUAAGUUAAAUCCGCACUUUUUCUGUUAUAAUCAAUAGUAUUGUUACUAUAAAUUGAUGUGUUUGUACAUAUAUAUGUGAUAACAUUUGAAAAUCAACAGGAUGCAAUAACCUUUUUGAUACAUCUACAACCAACCUAUUUGAAAGUUUGGGAAAAGAAUGCAGAUUUCAUCCUUCUCUUGGACAGCAUGUUAAUUUCUGCACGAUAUCAGGAAGUAGUAGUGCUCUAAAAUCAUGAACGUGAUUCUACUCAACAAUGUGAAUAUAAUGCAAGCCCAAAUUAUUGUGUUAUUCUACUUUCUGAAUGAGUUUAAAGUCCCUACACUAGACACUAGGAGAGAUUAAUUUGAAGGCUGACCACUAGUUAGUCCAGUGAAAAAGUACAAAAGGAAAGAGAAAAAGAAUUUUGAAAAAAUUAAUUAGAAA
This is a messenger RNA of Aplysia californica (California sea hare), 4298 nucleotides long. RefSeq lists its product as uncharacterized. Gene Ontology annotation, cellular component: membrane. Lineage: Eukaryota; Metazoa; Mollusca; Gastropoda; Aplysiida; Aplysiidae. The record is from RefSeq and is a predicted model, not a curated record.